CGAUGGAAGGUACAAGUCUUCAGGAAUUGGACGCUGUGUUGGUCGCCCUGCGGCCCUGGGGGCGGUUUCAGGUAUUCCAGCUUUUCCUUGUGUUCGUUGACCUCUUCCCUGCUGCUUUUGCCAUCCUCAGCGCAGUAUUUACAGGAUACAUCCCGGAAUUCACGUGCUUGGAUGUAGAGAAUGGCGGGAACCUGACUGUCGGCAGAAAAUACGAGGUUAAUGAUGACCAGUGCUCAUAUGGCGUAUAUUCCGUUCAUGAAAACUUGUCCACUCUUCUUGAAACAAAACAAUGCACGAACUUUUCCUAUAACUACGCAUUCACAUAUGCCACAGAGUGGGGCCUGGUUUGUGGGCGUUCAAACUUGGCGGCUCUUGCUCAGUCACUUGUGAUAGUCGGACAAGGCAUCGGAGCUAUCACCACCUCGCAUUUAGCGGACCGUGUCGGCCGAAAAACGGUUCAUGUUAUCUCGCACUUGGGUAUCCUAGCAACGAUGGGCGUCAUGGCGGUUUCAUCAAAUAUUUAUAUGUUGUUGGCGCUCCGACUUGUCGCUGGGACAUUUCAACAGGGUAUGGUAUGUACGGGAAAGAUUUUGGCACUAGAAAUUUUCCCGCGAAAGCAGCGAUCUCAUAUCGAGGCUAUCACCUUCCUGGCCUGGUCUUUUGGCAUUAUGGCCCUCACGCUGAUUGGUUGGCUCUUCCAGUCCGUUGACUGGCGCUACCUGCAGCUCGCACUUGCCACCUGCUCGCUGUAUGCGUUGUUUCAGUGGUGGAUGAUGGAUGAAUCUAUGCGCUGGCUGAUCAGCAAUGGCCGAAUCAAAGAAGCCAAACACAUACUGAAAAAGGCUGCUAGAUGGAAUAAUGUCGACUAUGCGAAGGUUGAAGCUGUCUUUGAUGAACAUGUGCGUGUCAAGUCUACCAUGGACAGGCCGCUCGUUCUUGUUAAUGGGAAAGCCAAAUAUACAAGAACCGAGAAAAACAGUGCUGAUAUUAAAGGAAACAAAACGCAAAUGAAAAAUGAAAAAGCAGCAGCCACAGUAGAAAAAUACACAGUUAUUGACAUUUUACGGAACCCUGCACUUCGGGCAAAUACGCUCAUACUGUGGUACAGCUGGAUCGUUGCCACGGGCACGUACUACGGGCUAAUAUUGGUAUCUUCUCAUCUGGCCGGCGAUCGCUUUAUUAACUUCUUUCUAAGUGGUGCAAUAGAGGUACCAUCUCUAACCCUAGAGUUCUACCUUUUUAACAAGAUCGGACGGAAACGGACAAUGAUCCUAUGGUUCGCGGUAGCCGCCAUCAAUUUGGUGAUUUCCACCGUUAUUCUAACAGUUUUUCCUGGGGUCAGGGCAGCGGCCAUAGUGGCAACAGGUUUUUCUCUAGUGGGCAAGUCCGCCAGCACUGGUUCGUUAAGCACCGUCUUUCUCUACACGCCCGAGAUUUACCCUACAAACUACAGAAAUAGCGGUCUGGGGAUUGCAUCAUCUAUCUCUCGAAUUGGAGGUCUUCUAGCGCCGUUUGCAAGUAAUUUGGCCUUAAUCGCGAUGUGGAUUCCGGGUGCCAUCUUUGCAACCAUGUGUCUCAUCGUAGUCCUGCUGGCGAUGCGACUUCCUGAAAGCGCCACUCACGAACUUCCGGCUACUAUUGCCGAGUGUGAAACGUGGGAAAGACAUGGAUGGCUACGAAGGGACUCGGAAGAUGCAGCUGCAUAGUUUUUUUAGAAGUUUUAAUAACGAUAUGACUGUGAUGCUUUAGUUAUUGAGCACGUAGUUACAUUAUAUUAAUUAUAUCAAUUGAAGUGGCGAUAUUAUUAGGAAAUGAUUAAUGGCAUAAAUGGGUACGUUUUGACUCUAUUGAGAAGAAAGGUUAAAGUUUACUUUCCAAGCCUCCAAACACGUGCUCCUUUGACAAUGAUAAACAUUGAAGGUAUUUUGCACAGAAACAUUUACUGAAAUAAACAAUCAUAACUUUUCUCAUUACUAAAAGUACAUUAACUUUAAAACAUGUACACAUUUUGUUUUAAUUAUGUUUUUGUUGAAUGAUCAAACGCUGAUGGUAUAGUUUAUUGCGCAUGUACAAUCAACAGUGGAGUUACACGACUCACAUACGAAGCAUGCUGAUUAUUAGAAACCUGCUGAAAAGUUUUGUGGAACCAGAACAUUAUGUUCUGGAUUUUGGAAAGUUAUAAAACCCUUCCUUUCCAUCUAAGGAGCUCCCCCCUCUGGUGGCAGAAACGUUGAAUCUUAAUUACGACAUGCCUUUCUCAAUCUACAUUAAAUGUUCCGGAUAGUCAUACUAGUCCCAUUAAUGUUUCUGAAUCAGGAAGGCCAAUAUUCGUGACAUCGAUAUGUCAUUGAUUCA
Molecule: messenger RNA, 2355 nt
Organism: Mya arenaria
Lineage: Eukaryota; Metazoa; Mollusca; Bivalvia; Myida; Myidae
Product: organic cation transporter protein-like
Exons: 10
Coding region: 3-1706 (567 amino acids)
Biological process (GO): transmembrane transport
Molecular function (GO): transmembrane transporter activity
Source: RefSeq, a predicted model, not a curated record